AUGCCGCCUUCCGCGUCGAAAUUGCGCGCGACUAGCGCUGAGUUCGUCCCCAGGCCCAUAACAAAAGCUUCCAACGUUCUUGAUGCUACCAUUGUCACCCGCCACCCGCCUGAUAUCGCACGUACAGAUUGUAUCGUCGGCAUCUGCACUGUCCCUUUUGGACGCGAAGGCAAGGAUGACCUGGGCCAUCACAUCGCUGGUUUCCUCGCAUGGAUGUCUCUUUGCACCGAACCUGGCACGAAUGACUACAAGCAGGUGUGGCUCUCGCAGACUGACCUUCUUGAUGCUGUGCAAAAGCACAACCUUGAUCAUGUUGGCCGUGAUGUGAGUGGAGUUGCAAAGAAUGUCACUCUGCCCAUUACUGUUGAACCGAAUGCACAAGCAUUGGUUGGCAGGUUCAUGAGCGAGCUUACGAAGAAGGUCCAAGCUACUCGCGAUGAUGAUGACGCCCUUGUUAUCAUCGCUUGUGGUCUUACCUCUCUCGAGCAAGAUAUCUUUCUGUUGGAUGGGCAGGACUACGUCGCCACCAUUACGAGCGACUCCAUUUGCGCCGCCAUAGGCAAGGAUGUUAAGGUUACCUUCAUCACCCCUUCUGUAACUUCUGCAGGCUGGCAGGUCAACCCUUCUUUCACUCAGCCCAUGACUACUAGGGCUGAACCGAUCGAGUUCGCAUCACGGCAGUGUGGUGCACUCUUCAGUGGCUACCUCAUAAGUCCUUUCUAUGGUGGUCAUUCCACGUACCUCAGCAAGGACGCCGCCGGACUACCAAUCCAAUCCGUUCCCGUUAUCAAGAGUCCCAAACUCAAGGCUGCUGAGGGCAAGUUUCACGCAGAGCUCUAUUCUCAGUUAGCCAGUCGCUACCUUUGGAAGCACAGCAUUCAUUCUUUCUGUUUCGAUGAGAUAAACGAUCCUUGGAACGCGCUCAUUGGUGACCGCAGUGGCAUGCCUUUGGCCAAGCUAGCCAAACGCUGGAGCAAUCUCGGUGACGUUGACAGCUCUGCAUCAGACGCUUAUGACUAUUUUCACUUCCUUGGUGGUGCAUUCGGAGGCAAUCGAAAAUCUCAAUUGGCACACCUGAAGCAUAUGUUUCAGCAAUCCCUCAACGCGCCAGGUUACCACUCAAACAACCUUGGUGAGGCCCACAAGCACUUUGACAAGCUUAUUCGUGCUGCUGAACAAGAUGAGACUAAGUGCCACAUUCUUUUCAACGCCCUUGAGCAACGCAUGUCCCUAGUGGUGCUUGGCGACAUGAUCACCAAGACCUUUGGCUUCGCAGCCAACUUCAACAAGCGCUGCCGGGACUGGAGCGAAGGCAAGUGGUAUGAAAUGGCUCCAACUUCUAUCAAGGAGUUGACCAAUUACGUCUGGGGUAGGAUCAUUGCCAACAUACCUCCCAUGGGCAUGCCUUAUGGCCGCAACCUUGACCCACAUAAGGAACUAUUCAAGGUCUUGAGUGGUCCAACUCGCUACAUUGCUUCCGCCUUGAUUAUGCGAUGUCCAGCUGCGGGUGGCAGACUAGAAGCAGCCAUCGAUGAAAUGUCCGAGUUUCUUGUACAGCUCAUAAAUCAUCAGGCAAAACUCCUUGUUAUGUCUCAUGAUGUCCACCAAUUGGGUAUCGAAUGGGCUGAAAUCUGUCAAGUCGAAGGGCGCAUUGAAGAUGCUAAGAUUGCUGCUCGUACUAGCCAGAACGACAACGCUACUACUACUGACAACACUCAGACGGCUCAGUUGGCUCUGUCGGUGCUGAUUAUUGAGUCCAGCCCUCGAAUAAACCAAUCAACUCCUCGAGUUACAGUUCAUCCGCCAUCGCCAGAGAAGAAUUCCCGUCCCAAUGACGAAUAUGCCUACGCCCAUGAGCGCGAGAAGGGUCAGGCCACGGAGACACCAGAGCCAAAGGUUAUCUCCAUUGCACCCAUUUCACCUUCUGGCGAUGCCGACGAUGAGGCCCAUCUACCGCCGCACUUACGAUCGCGUCGGCAUCCGGUUUCCCGUACCACAACGCCGAUCAACUCCCCCCCAGUAUCCACAAUCUCUAUUCCAACAACGGCCACUCUCGCCGAGGGGCCUCGAGCAGAACCGCGUCGCACACCUCCACACUUACGUGUAGGUAGAAAAUCUACGCCUGUAACUUCCAUCAAGUAUCGCUAA
Truncatella angustata is the source of this 2148-nucleotide messenger RNA. RefSeq lists its product as uncharacterized. The record is from RefSeq and is a predicted model, not a curated record. The coding region runs from base 1 to 2148 and encodes 715 amino acids. Lineage: Eukaryota; Fungi; Ascomycota; Sordariomycetes; Amphisphaeriales; Sporocadaceae. The transcript is spliced from 3 exons.